Closterium sp. NIES-65 is the source of this 840-nucleotide messenger RNA. The record is from the annotation of a GenBank genome assembly. Lineage: Eukaryota; Viridiplantae; Streptophyta; Zygnematophyceae; Desmidiales; Closteriaceae.
AUGACGCCGCGCAAGGACCUGCUGGACGACGUACGCGCUGCACCGAUUAAUGAGCUGUGCUCUGCCUCUGGACACAUAUUGAAGGUGGCAGGUGCGGGACGAGCUGCGUUUAAGGGAGCGGAUGGCAAGCCGGUGGUGCUGCACGACGUGCUUCUUGCUCCUGAACUCAAGGCCAACCUCAUCUCCCUCCAUAAGCUUGGCAAGUCUGGGGUGAGCACUAGCACGGAUGGGGCACGCACUUAUAAGGGGAAGCUGGGCAAUCGGGUGCUUUGGGAUCUGCACGAGAGCAAGGACGUGUACAGAUCUAUGUGGCAGCUGCCGGCGCUGGCGUGGCACGGUGGGGGGCAGGCUGGAGAGGGGUCUGCAUCCCAGGGGGAGUGCAACGCCGUUGGAGGGGUUGGUGUGAAAGUGUCGGCCAGAUCUGGGGAGACAGAUUGGGCAACUGCACACCGACGUUUGGGGCAUGUGGCAAUGCCUUUGCUGAAGCAGCUUGAGAAGGAUGGAGCCGUUAAGGGCUUGAAGCUGAACGGACAACCACCCGAUGAUAACUGUGAAAUUUGCCUCCUUUCAAAGUUCACCCGUUUCCCCUUUCAUAGUGUGGCUGGCAGGAGCAAAAAGCCGUUGGAGCUGGUCCACAUGGACUUGGUGGGGCCGCUGCCGAAAGAUCACGCCGCCUCCACGAUUCGUGACGAUUGGCUGCCGUUCGUGGAGAAGCAAGCGGAGUGUGUGGUGAAGCGGAUUAGGACAGAUCGGGGUGGUGAGUUCCUUGGAGCUGAGAUGACGGCCUGGCUCAAGAAGCAGGGCAUCCAGAGGGAGCUGACCACGGCUUACACCCCAUAG